UUUGGCUUGUCAAAUGGCAUGACUUUUGUCAAAUUAAUUUAAAAGGUAUUCUAAAUUGUGCAUGUCAUUCGUGAGUUAUUCUCAAUACAUUUCUUAUUCACAAUAAAGUGUCGAUUAUAACAAACAUAUUUUAACUCUGUUGUAACUAAAAUGUUGAGCGUUAGUGAAAAUUUCCCAGAGUAUGCCGUACCAGGUGCAAAACAGGUUCGUUUUGAGCCAUACGCUGACAAUGGAGGAAGCAUAGUAGCGAUCGCCGGCGACGAUUACGCCGUCAUCGGAGCCGAUACUCGUCUCAGCACAGGCUUCUCCAUCUACACAAGAGAACAAAAGAAGUUGUUCAAGUUGUCAGAAGGCACAGUACUAGGAGCGACCGGAUGCUGGUGUGACACUCUUACCCUCACCCGUCUGCUUCAAGCCCGCAUGCAAAUGUACGAACAUGAACAUAACAAAUCAAUGUCAACUCCUGCAGUCGCACAAAUGCUCUCAACCAUGUUGUAUUAUAAACGUUUUUUCCCAUAUUACGUGUCUAAUAUACUGGCAGGAUUGGAUGCGGAGGGUAAGGGAUGCGUUUACAGUUACGACCCUAUUGGCCACUGUGAGCGCUCCAACUACCGGGCUGGAGGCUCUGCCGGUGCUCAGCUGCAGCCACUGCUGGAUAAUCAGAUAGGUCUGAAGAAUAUGCAGAAUGUUACAGUGGCCCCAAUACCUAGAGAGAAGGCACUAGCCUUGCUGAAGGAUGUAUUCAUCAGUGCUGCUGAACGUGACAUUUAUACUGGCGACAGCAUUUACAUAUUGAUUAUCACAGCAAAUGGCAUUCAAGAAGAGAAGUUUGAGCUUCGUAAAGAUUAGUGUAAUCCAUUACUAAUAAAUUUCUUAUUAU
Molecule: messenger RNA, 880 nt
Organism: Galleria mellonella (greater wax moth)
Lineage: Eukaryota; Metazoa; Arthropoda; Insecta; Lepidoptera; Pyralidae
Gene: Prosbeta6
Product: proteasome subunit beta type-1
Exons: 1
Coding region: 151-849 (232 amino acids)
Cellular component (GO): proteasome core complex
Source: RefSeq, a predicted model, not a curated record